CAAACAAAUAAGGAAGCAGCUGUGAAGGAAACAGCUAUCCGCCUGUCCCAUAUGACCAUAUGUGAAUGAUCAAUUAUCAAUUGAAACAAGUAGCAGCAGCGACCAAGGAGGCGGCAGCUACUUCCCUCUCUUUCUCCGGUCUUCUUCUCCGGCAAAUCGUCGGCGUCGGGGCCUUAGUUAACUCCACCAUUUCUCCCUUAGCUGAAGCUGGAGAGAAUGGAGGAUGGCGGUUGGGUUCACGUUCCCCGCCCCGCUGAGAAGGACUACUGGAAUCCAACUGCCGUUCAGGAGAAUAGCAAUGGAGAGCCUUCUUCUUCCCAACCGCUGAAGCUGAUUUUCACCUCUCCGGCCAAGUACUGGACCGACGCCAUUCCCAUCGGCAAUGGCCGCCUCGGCGCCAUGAUCUGGGGCGGUGUUGCCAAGGAAACUCUCCAACUCAACGAGGAUACACUGUGGACAGGCAUUCCUGGUAACUAUACUAACCCCAAUGCUCCGGCUGCUCUUUCCGAUGUCAGAAAACUUGUUGAUGAUGGUCAGUUCACCCAAGCUACUAAAGAAGCCAUCAAAUUGUCUGACCAUCCUUCUGAGGUUUACCAACUGCUUGGGGAUAUGAUACUUGAAUUCGACACUUCCCACCUCAAAUUUGACGAGGAAACAUACCACAGAGAACUGGAUUUGGAUACCGCUACAACAACAGUGAAAUAUUCCGUUGGAGAUAUUGAAUAUAAGAGGGAAUAUUUUGCUUCUUAUCCUGAUCAGGCUCUUGUGACGAGGCUUUCUGGAAGUGAGAAAGGUUCCUUGUCAUUUACUCUGUACAUGGAUAGCAAGAUGCAUCACCAUUCAUUUGUGCAAGAGAACAAUCAGAUCCAUUUUCAAGGGAGCUGUCCAGGGAAAAGGAUCCCGCCAAGGUUGAAUGCCGGUGAUAAUCCAAAGGGGAUUCAAUUUUCUGCUUUGCUAAACUUGCAAAUUGGCGGAGACACAGGAGUGAUCAGUGAUGUGGAUGGUAGAAAGUUGAAGGUUGAAGGUGCGGAUUGGGCUGUUAUUCUGCUGGUGGCUUCAUCUUCAUUUGAUGGGCCUUUCACGAAUCCUAUUGAUUCCAAGAAAGAUCCAUCCUCAGAUUGCAAAACUGCAAUGACUUCUUUAAGAAAGUUGUCAUAUGCUGAUAUACAUGCACACCAUUUGGAUGAUUAUCAAAGUCUUUUUCGCCGCGUUUCUUUGGAGCUUUGGAAAAGCUCUAAGAAUGUCUUAGGGAGUGCACAUUUGAAUGCAGAAAAGCAAAUUGCUGCUGACGAAAGUGUGCCCUUUACGGGAAGUGAAAACACCACUGUAUCAACUGCAGAGAGGGUGAAAUCCUUUCAAACUGAUGAAGAUCCAUCUCUGGUGCAACUUCUGUUCCAGUAUGGUAGAUAUUUGCUUAUAUCUUGUUCAAGACCUGGAACCCAGGUAGCAAACCUCCAGGGCUUGUGGAAUAAGGAUAUAGAGCCACCAUGGGAGUAUGCUAUCUCCCUCUCUCUCUCUACCCAGAUUGAUGUUUUUAAAUGCAAUUAUAUUUCUAUAUCUCUGUCCAUUGUUGAUGUAGGUUCGCCUAUGGUUGACAUUUAAGACAUUUGAGGGAACUUAUGCUAACAUGAUAAAGUUAAGUCUACGUUUCUCACUAUAAUCAUGAGAUCACGUACAGAAGCACUGAAAGUAAGCUAACUGGAGAUCAGGUGUUGAUCUUGCAUGAAACCGGAAGUUGGAUACUGCUCUGAGCUUAAGCAAGUUUGGUGUACUAACUCACUCUUAUAAAUUGUGCAUUUUCUUCAACAGUUAAUCAAUUUCAUUCUUAUAGAACUUAAUGAUGGACUCUUUUCGUCAUCCAAUUUUCCUCCAAUUUCUAUAGUGUCGUUCAUUCUGCUAUGCCUCAUUAUAAUCACAUUUCUAAUGUAACUCCACAGAUGUCUCCCAUGAGAAAGUCAUGCGAGUCACCACAAUCUCUUUGAUUUAAUACUACCAGGUCAUGCGAGUGCACUUUGAAGAAUCUGUUUCUUGUUUUCGUUUUUUUUAGCGGUGCUCAACACUUGAAUAUAAAUCUACAAAUGAACUAUUGGCCGGCUCUAUCAUGCAAUCUCAAGGAGUGUCAAGAGCCCUUGUUCGACUACAUUUCCUUUCUUUCGAUCAAUGGGACCAAGACUGCAAAAGUGAACUAUGAAGCUAAUGGUUGGGUUGUACAUCAAGUGAGUGACAUAUGGGCAAAAACAUCCCCAGACCGCGGAGAAGCUGUAUGGGCUUUCUGGCCAAUGGGUGGGGCUUGGCUUUGUACCCAUUUGUGGGAGCAUUUUGUUUACUCAAUGGACACGGAUUUCCUGAAAAAUAAGGCAUACCCUUUACUGGAAGGAUGUGUCCAAUUCCUGUUGAGCUGGUUGAUCAAAGGUCCUGGUAGAUAUUUGGAAACUAAUCCAUCAACUUCUCCUGAACAUAUGUUCAUUGCCCCGGAUGGUAAGCAAGCAAGUGUGAGCUACUCAACAACAAUGGACACGUCAAUUAUAAAAGAAGUUUUCUCUGAAAUUCUCUCUGCAGCUGAGCUCCAUAUAUUUAUUCAUAGCAACUUGUGCCCUCUUUGUAAACAGAUUCUAGGAAGAACAGACGAUGAACUCAUUCAAAAAGUCCGCGAGGCUCAGCAGCAGCUUCCACCUACUAAAAUUUCUAGAGAUGGUACCAUUAUGGAAUGGGCUUUGGAUUUCAUUGACCCAGACAUUCAUCACAGGCAUCUCUCCCACCUCUUUGGAGUGUUUCCUGGGCAUACUAUUACGCUUCAGAAGAAUCCAGACCUCAGUAAAGCUGCAGAAAACACCCUGACAAAGAGAGGCGAGGUAGGUCCUGGAUGGUCGACUAUGUGGAAAGCUGCACUCUGGGCACGUUUACACAGGAAAGAGGAGGCAUACCGCAUGGUUAAGCAUUUAUUUGUCCUGGUGGAUCCUGCUCAUGAAAGUGAAUAUGAAGGAGGACUUUAUAGUAACUUGUUCACCAGUCACCCGCCAUUCCAGAUUGAUGCCAACUUUGGUUUCUCGGCAGCAAUUGCAGAAAUGUUAGUUCAAAGCACCGUGAAAGAUCUGUAUCUGCUCCCUGCUCUUCCUCGUGACAAGUGGCCUAAUGGCUGCGUUAAAGGACUGAAGGCGCGAGGCGGGGUAACAGUGAAUGUUUGCUGGAAAGAAGGUGAUCUUCAUGAAGUUGGUCUUUGGUCGACAGAUGGGAAUCGCAUCCAGCGUUUACAUUACGGAGGAAGGACGGUGAAUGCAAGCCUAUUAUCCUGUAAAAUAUACACAUUCGACAGUGAGUUGAGAUGCAUUAGAACCUACUCACUCUCACAAGUAGCUUCUUGUUGAAUGUUGUCACGGAAUAAAUAUCUAUAGAUCUUUAGAUAGAGGAAAAGUUUAGCUCCUUUUUCUUCUCAGACAAACCAAGUGGGUGUUAGAUUGCAUCUGGUAACCUCACCCAAGAGUCACAAAUUGUGUUCCAUUUGGGGAAAUGCUUAGUUGGUUUUAUAGAUACAUUGUUUUCUCUAUAAUCGGUCUCAGUUUGACAUCAUGCCACUGGAGAUCAAGGGGACCCAGUUGAAACCUUCAAAUACCUCCCUGUUAGAAACCUAAUAUUGUUAGAAACAUAAUAUUAGGGGUUUUAGGAGUUGGGCUGAGCCUAGUAGAAUUAGGAUUAUUAUUAGGGUUU
Molecule: messenger RNA, 3705 nt
Organism: Linum tenue
Lineage: Eukaryota; Viridiplantae; Streptophyta; Magnoliopsida; Malpighiales; Linaceae
Source: the annotation of a GenBank genome assembly